Molecule: messenger RNA, 2381 nt
Organism: Suillus bovinus
Lineage: Eukaryota; Fungi; Basidiomycota; Agaricomycetes; Boletales; Suillaceae
Exons: 6
Coding region: 128-2284 (718 amino acids)
Biological process (GO): ubiquitin-dependent protein catabolic process; protein ubiquitination
Molecular function (GO): ubiquitin protein ligase activity
Source: RefSeq, a predicted model, not a curated record
GAUAGGAUGCUGCGUGCAGCCGUUUGUAUUACUUAGACACCAACGGAGUCCCGGGAUGGUACGAUUCUGGCAACGAGGCUGAACUGCUGGCUGCUUCUAUCAUCCUCUCUUUCUCGUACUGAACACGAUGUUAGCGAAUGCUACAGUCGAAGUGUUCAGAUUAGCAAAGUCAAGCGUUAUCCAGGCGUCUGUCACGCUGUUGACCUUCCCAGUCCAAUUGCUGGGUCGCAUACGGAAGUUGGGCACAGAUGACAGAUGGACGCACAGUUCGGAGAAUAUGUUCGCAUUCACAGUAAUGCGUGACGUGCACUCCGAUGAAUUCUUGCUAUCACAGUCUCCUCCCCCACCCAUAUCCACCCCUUUACCAGGUCCAUGGAGCUUUUUGACGUCUUGGUAUGUUUUUGGAUUAGUCGUGAUGGCGGUUCUCUUACAUCGUAUACGGAACAUCGUAGUGCCCAGAGACCAUUUCAUCACCCGUUUUACUCGCACUGCAAGGCUCCGCGCAUCUGCCAACUCUUUCAUUCCGCCUGUUUUCCCCCUAGAUUUGUCGUCUUCAAUAACUCGUCUCGUGCUGCGCUCACCCUCACUGUACUUCAUCUUGAAGAUGGUCGCUAUAUGGCUCAUCGUCCUCGCUCAAACAGCAGACAAGUUUCCAACGUGGGACUUGUCAUCGUUGCAAUUAGUGGGGACUUAUGUCGCCAAAAGAGAAACGGCGGACCUCUGCUGGUCUACGUUUUGCGCUGUCUGUGGUGUUCUAUGCAUGGAAGGACUAACACAUGGUUUGGAAGGCGGAGCACACCGCCCUUCGCCAUUUAAUCUGCUCGGAUAUGCAUUUCUUUUGCACACCUACUCUUCUCCAGUGACUCACUGGGUAACGCUUGAAGGCUCGACUUCACGGCCAGACAAGCAUGUCGUGUUUACUAUCCUAUUGCCCUUGCUUCAGCUCGCAGUCAUCCACUCGAUUGGGAUCAAGCAAGAUUGGUCGUCCCAUCGCCUCUUUCCAUCGAUGUUUGCGUCGUUCCUUGCACUCACCCACUUCCAUUCAGUUAUGUGGCUAUCGGAUUCAUCUUAUCCUUUGCUCAGUUAUGUGCCUUGCCUGUUUGAAUCUACCCUUCUAGCCGUCAUAUUUCUGGCUCUUUUCCUCAAUGCAUUUACUCAACUUGCCACGGAGGGUACAAUCUCCCGUUUCUUAUUUGGCCAUCAAGCUGCUCUUCUUCCUCAAUGGGAUGAAGACUUCUCAGUCGCAUUGUUACGUAUGGGUACGGCAAGCCUCGAGGCGUCGUGCGUGUUGGGCCUUGGGAACCAAGUAGGGGGUGUUGCUGCGGUCAUGCCCCUUCCCUUCAACGAUGGAACCGUGGAACUGAAUCGCAUGGGGGUGGCUUCGCUUUCUCCGGCUGUUGAAGGCUCCAUCAAACACCCUCGUUUCAAGAAGGGUUUUUGCAAUGAAGUCAAGACCGUCAAGAUCACGACGACUGGAGGGGAUAUCUGGGUGGAUAUGACUUGGUGCAAGGAGCUUGCAAGGCUCGGGAUGAGUGUGGUGCGAUGUGUCAAAGGGCUGAUAAUGAAAUUUUGGAAAGUACUCAACCGAAGGUCGCGAAAGCCGCCCAACUUCCCUCCUCGGCGUAUCGUGGUCAGGAGCGAGGCAACCACAAGUCAGCGGAAUCAAGAUUAUGAUGAAGAAGCCGAAGAACAACAAGAAUUGUACGAAAGAUUUAUUAGGGGAGAGCCCAUGGACGAAGAAGAUGAAGAUUUUGAAUAUUACCCCUCCGAAAUGGAACGGGAUGGCUCCGUUGGCUCCGCUUCGUCGAGUUCUGAGCAUAGCAGCGAAGAAGAAGAAGAAGGGGAGAAGGAUCCACGGCAAGACACAGAGGAGAUUGUCAGCUUGUUUUCGGACCUCUCUUCCGGUCCCUCAGCCAUGACUUCUGCGCCGGUCUUGGUGGCGCAUAUGAUUCAUGAUUCAUCGUUGCCAAUGACGAGACGGCGAUUCCAGCACCUCACGUCAACGCCUUCUCAGCGCACUGACAGUUUCCUUAGUGACUGGUCGGACGUCGCUGCGAUCCGACGAUCAUCUUCUAGUGGCACUGCUCCACAUGAAGACGAGACGAUGAGAAACUGUGUGAUAUGCACAGUAGAGCCACGCCAAAUCAUAUGUUGGCCAUGUCGAUGUCUCGCGGUGUGUGAUGACUGCCGCGAAAAUCUCGCGUCCCGUUCGUCUGCGUCUACUCACACAUGUCCCUGUUGUCGAAGAAGCGUGGACGGAUAUUCAAAGAUUUACAUUCCUUAAUCUCAAAGGUUUUAUUUGGUAGAUUUCAACAAUGUAAUAUUAUGUCGCUAUUCCUGUCGUGGAACCUAUGCUCUAUAUAUAUUCUGGUUUGAGGUGA